AUGACGCCCUGCAUUGCGUCAGUCCACUUGAACGGUGCAAGAACUUACAUACCGAGCCUUUUGUGUCUCUCAUCACGAGAAAACAGAGAAAAUAGGUGUUCUCGACGAGCCCUUGAUGAACAACGAAGCACAAGCUUGAACGCAUAUUUUGCAGACGUACCAAAGGAGCUCUGCACCCUGGCAGUGAGAUCUGCUGCUCCAGCGCGAAGCCAACGAGCGUUGGCUUCAGGCUUUUGUGAGCAUUUGCAGUCGCAUAAAGGGGAUCCCAUCGGCAAAGAGUUGCCAGUUGACCAGAAACACCGUCUUAUCACCACCACCGCGUCUAUUACCACCAUCAUUGACUCACCCUCCGCCGACCCAUCCAAAUUACCCGCCCCCCCUUCCCUUCUCAGAGUACACAAAAGAAGACCACGCUCCUCGUCAAGUCACGAUAUCUCCGUGUUUCCACCAACAUCCAACUGCAAGUUCCUAUUCACGCCAGCACAGAUUGUCCCCAUCGCGACUUCUCGAUCGAGGUCUACCACAGCACUCAAAUCACUUCCUUCUUCUCCGCUCGAUACCUGCCCACCACCUGCCUACUCCGCCCGGCCCGAGUUGUAUACUCCCCUUCACGAACCCGAGCCGUAUACUUCCCUACCCGAGCCCCCACUCUCAAUACCACUUGAUAUGAACUCUGACACGGAAGAAGACGAUGACCUCAUCUACACUACCUCCUCCUCCCGCCGGAAUGCAAGCAGCAAUAGUUUAAGGACCCGCUUAUUCGCGCUCGCGUCCUCUACCAGUCUCAGCACCAGUCAUUCGAGAGGCCAGCCGAAACCAAUAUGCACGACCCCCGGAGAACUCUGUGCGGGGGAGACGGAGACGGAAACGGACGAGCCUCAUCGACACCUACCCACCGCCCGCAAAGUCCCCUUCUCCGGCCCACUCGUUCCCCCAAAUACACUCCAACAACGACUAACGCCCCUCCUCUUCGAGUUUUCCCGACUUCUCUCCAUCGUCCCCGCUAUCUUUGGUACCCUCUAUAACUUGUAUCACUUCUACUCGCCACCCCCGCUAGGAUCCCCUGAACGGAUCGACUAUUUCGUUUCGGCGCUGUGGGCUAUCUUGACGGGAUACCAGUGUUUGUGCCUUACGACGGGGUUGUUGACGCGCUGGCGGCUUUAUUACCCACCGAUAUCGACCCUCGUCCGGUUGUUGGCGCUGCAGGGGAUAUGUUGGCCCGCUACACAUCUUACGCUUACCAUACUCGGACACGAGAAACGGCCGGUGGUGGUGUGGGCUGUUAUAGGGAGUACGACGAGCGUUAGUCGGAGCGUGCAGAUUUGGGUCACGAGUAAUUUGUGGUGGGAUUCCAAGGGCGGUGGUGGGAAGGAAGGCGGGGAUACGGCUGUGAGCGCAACGACGACGGAGGGGAACAGGAGGGCUUAUUGGAAGAGGUGGGGAGAUGGGGGGAAGUGGGGUGGGAGGAGAUGGGAUUGGAGAGAGGUGGGGGUGAAGUACUUAGAACUUAGAAUUCGAAAUGGACGCUGGGGUCGAAGCUAA
This is a messenger RNA of Laccaria bicolor S238N-H82, 1542 nucleotides long. RefSeq lists its product as uncharacterized. Lineage: Eukaryota; Fungi; Basidiomycota; Agaricomycetes; Agaricales; Hydnangiaceae. The transcript has 5 exons. Gene Ontology annotation, cellular component: endoplasmic reticulum membrane. Bases 1 to 1542 code for a protein of 513 amino acids. The record is from RefSeq and is a predicted model, not a curated record. Gene Ontology annotation, biological process: protein N-linked glycosylation; cellular response to oxidative stress.